This is a messenger RNA of Carassius auratus (goldfish), 939 nucleotides long. Its product is annotated as glycine-rich cell wall structural protein 2-like. NCBI's taxonomy places the organism in Eukaryota, Metazoa, Chordata, Actinopteri, Cypriniformes, Cyprinidae. The record is from RefSeq and is a predicted model, not a curated record. The transcript is spliced from 15 exons. The coding region runs from base 94 to 939 and encodes 281 amino acids.
UCAGCUGGGGGUGCUUGACUCGCAAUUCACCUGUGUGCAUUUUCAGCUAUUUGCUAAUACCAAGUCUGUCUGUCUGUCUGUCUGUCUGCCAGUAUGCUGGUUCGGGCGAUCCUGCAGACCUCACUGGUCCUGUGGCUGGUACAGAGCACCAUACAAGGAGGAGUUAGGCCACAGACUGGAGCUCUGGGAAGACUGGCGAGUCGAGGUCCUGGUGUCGGUGUAAAGUCUGGAGGUCCAGUGGCUGGUAUCCUCGGAGCCCGUGGAUAUGGGGCAGGCAAGCCAGGAAAAACAGCUGGCCGUUAUCUUGGAGGGAUGGCAUACAGACCCACUGCGAUCAGAGGAGGCCUGAAACAAGGAUAUGGAACACUCGGAGGUUAUGGAGGAGCUGCAAACCUUGGGACUGGCCUGGGGACUGGCCUGGGGACUGGCCUGGGGUCUGCUGGGCUGGGACUCGGCACAGGGUAUGGCCUAGGCAAUGGGCUGGGAGCAGCUUUAGGUUAUCCAGCAGGGAACCUCGGAGGAAGAGGUUACACCAGUAACGGCUAUGGAGCACAGCUAGGUUAUGGGGCAGGAGGAUACCCUGCCGCUGGACGCGGAUAUGGUGUACCAGCUGGCACACCCACAGGGCAAGGCUCAAAACCAUCAAAACUGGGUGUUGGGCCUAGAGCUGGCCAGCCCGUGUCACAGAGAGAGAGGGGCGAUGGUUACAGUCGCGGAGGGGUCCCUAAUGGACAGGGUGAUAUAGCCAAUGGUUUCCCCUCAGGACCAGGAGUGACCAAUGGAAUGAGAGCUCAAAUUAAGGGCUAUGGUCCAGCAGCAGAUAUGAAUAAUGGACGAGGAAUUAUUAACAAUGGACCAGUUUUGCCUAACGGACAGGGCACUGAACCAUCCAAUAUGGGUAAACGUCUUCCUAUUAAAAUAUCACCGGUUUAUGGCUGA